AUGUCCUUCCUCGGUGGCGCUGAGUGCUCAACGGCCGGAAAUCCGUUGACGCAGUUUACGAAGCAUGUUCAAGAUGACAAAUCCCUCCAACGGGACCGUCUCGUUGGGAGAGGUCCCGGAGGUAUGCAGGAGAGUAUGCGGUCUCACGGAAUGAUGGGCGGUCAAGAUCAGAUGAUGGACGAAUUCGCCCAACAACCCGGUCAGCUACCGGGCGCUCCCCCCCAGCCAUUUGCGAUGGAGCAGAUGCGUCGCGAAUUAGAGCAAUUCCAGACGACCCCUCCCCGCACAGGUUCCCCUGGCUGGGCCGCCGAGUUCGACGCCGGCGAACACGCCCGCAUGGAGGCCGCCUUUGCCGGUCCCCAAGGGCCGAUGAUGAAUAACGGUUCGGGUUUCACUCCGGCGGAGUUUGCACGGUUCCAACAGCAGAGCGGCAUGCCACAGACGUCGACCCCCGUCACCUCCAGCGCGUCGCCGAUGAUGGCGGGCUACCAACGGCCCAUGGGCAUGGGCAUGGGAUAUAUGGGCAUGGGAGGAAUGGGCAUGAUGCGCCCGACAUACGGUCCCAUGGGGAUGCAGCAGCCGGCCGAAGCGACCACCCAGGAUAAGGGCAAGGGUCGUAUGGUGGAGCUGGACGAUGAGAACUGGGAAGCACAGUUCGCCGAGAUGGAGACGGCGGAUCACCAGAAGGUCGACGAUGAGGCUAACGAAGCGAUUGAGCGGGAGCUGAACGAUCUGGACAGGUCAGUGCAUGAUGAGACCGCCGCCUUUGAGAGCGUGUGGCAGAGAGCCCAAGCUGAGACGUCCGCUGCAAACAGGAAACUGGUCGAGGACGAAACCGACUUUAACAUCGAGGAGAACCUACACAUGGGUGACAUGGGCGAGUGGGAUGGCUUUGAUUCGUUGAACACCCGCUUCCGAGACCCCCAACUGGGCGACUACAUGUUCGAAGAGGACAAUAUGUUCCGCUCUGUGAACAACCCCUUUGAAGAGGGUGUCAAGAUCAUGCGUGAGGGAGGAAAUCUCUCGCUGGCGGCUCUGGCGUUUGAGGCCGCUGUGCAGAAGGACCCUCAGCAUGUGCAAGCCUGGACUAUGCUUGGUUCGGCCCAGGCUCAGAACGAGAAGGAGUUGCCCGCCAUCCGGGCUCUGGAACAGGCUCUGAAGCUGGAUCCGAACAACCUUGAUGCUCUCAUGGGACUGGCCGUUUCCUACACGAACGAAGGCUAUGACUCGACUGCUUACCGCACCCUCGAGCGUUGGCUCUCCGUCAAGUACCCUCAGAUCAUCAACCCGAAGGAUCUGUCCUCAGACGCGGACCUUGGAUUCACGGAUCGUCAAUUGCUGCAUGAACGGGUGACGGAGCUGUUCAUUCAGGCGGCGCAGCUCUCACCCUCCGGAGAGCAGAUGGACCCGGAUGUCCAGGUGGGUCUCGGUGUUCUCUUCUACUGCGCUGAGGAGUACGAUAAGGCCGUCGACUGCUUCUCCGCCGCGCUGGCCUCCACCGAAUCGGGCACGGUGAACCAACAGGAGCAGCUCCAUCUGCUGUGGAACCGCCUGGGCGCUACGCUGGCCAACUCCGGCCGCUCCGAAGAAGCCAUCGAAGCCUACGAACAGGCACUCAACAUCAACCCCAACUUCGUCCGCGCCAGGUACAAUCUGGGAGUGUCGUGUAUCAACAUUGGCUGCUACCCUGAGGCCGCGCAGCACCUUCUGGGCGCUCUGUCGAUGCACCGCGUGGUGGAGCAGGAAGGCCGUGAGCGCGCUCGGGAAAUUGUCGGUGAUGGUGAUGGGGGCAUUGAUGAUGAGCAGUUGGAGCGGAUGCUCCAUAUCAGCCAGAACCAGAGCACCAACCUGUACGACACGCUGCGACGCGUAUUCAGCCAGAUGGGACGUCGGGAUCUGGCCGAUAUGGUGGUGGCUGGAAUGGACGUGAACGUGUUCCGGAAGGAAUUCGAAUUCUAA
Messenger RNA from Aspergillus terreus NIH2624, 1959 nucleotides. RefSeq names its product tetratricopeptide repeat protein. The transcript is spliced from 2 exons. The record is from RefSeq and is a predicted model, not a curated record. The coding region runs from base 1 to 1959 and encodes 652 amino acids. Lineage: Eukaryota; Fungi; Ascomycota; Eurotiomycetes; Eurotiales; Aspergillaceae. Gene Ontology annotation, cellular component: cytosol; peroxisomal membrane. Gene Ontology annotation, molecular function: protein binding. Gene Ontology annotation, biological process: protein import into peroxisome matrix, docking.